AGAUGAAUAAUACUGCAGCCAGCCCCAUGUCUACUGCCACUUCAAGUAGUGGAAGAGGUACAGGGAAGUCUAUCAGCUUUGCAGCAGAAUUGCAGAGUAUGAUGUUUUCUUUAGGUGAUGCUAGGAGGCCUCUUCAUGAAACAGCAGUUUUGGUCGAAGAUGUAGUACACACUCAGUUAAUUAAUCUGUUACAGCAAGCUGCUGAAGUUUCUCAGCUUCGGGGAGCGAGGGUCAUCUCUGCUGAAGAUCUUCUGUUUCUGAUGCGCAAAGAUAAGAAAAAACUCAGAAGACUGCUAAAAUACAUGUUUUUCCGAGACUACAAAUCGAAGAUUGUCAAAGGCAUCGAUGAGGAUGAUCUUCUGGAAGACAAAUUGAGUGGCAGCAAUAAUGCGAACAAAAGACAAAAAAUCGCUCAAGACUUUCUCAACUCUAUUGACCAAACAGGAGAACUCUUGGCAAUGUUUGAAGAUGAUGAAAUUGAUGAAGUCAAACAAGAAAGAAUGGAGAGAGCCGAAAGACAAACUCGAAUUAUGGAUUCAGCUCAGUAUGCAGAAUUCUGUGAAAGUCGACAAUUAAGUUUCUCCAAAAAAGCCUCCAAAUUUCGAGACUGGUUGGACUGCAGCAGUAUGGAGAUAAAGCCCAAUGUUGUCGCGAUGGAGAUUUUAGCAUAUUUAGCGUACGAGACGGUGGCACAGUUGGUGGAUCUGGCACUUCUCGUGAGGCAGGACAUGGUGACCAAGGCAGGAGACCCCUUCAGCCAUGCCAUUUCUGCAACCUUCAUUCAGUAUCACAACUCUGCUGAGGGGUCUUGCAUGAAGUCCUCCCCAGACUCUCCUGAGAACACACCUCCUCCCACACCAACAGCUCCGUCAUCUGGGUCACAGCACUCGGGGAAAACCACGUCAGCGUCCCUAGGGAACGGGGGUGCCGGGCAAGACUCAGCUAAGACCAAGCAAAGGAAAAGGAAAAAGAGCACCGCGGCCUGUGGCGUUGAGGCCCACAGCGAUGCCAUCCAGCCCUGCCACAUCAGAGAGGCCGUUCGACGCUACGGCCACAAGAUUGGCCCCCUUUCCCCAUUCACAAGUGCUUACCGCAGGAAUGGGAUGGCUUUCCUGGCCUGCUGAUGUGACUGACUACAACAGGAAAGGCAGUGUUAUGUUCAGGUGAUUUCUGUUCCACUCCUUGGACAAAAUAAAAUACAAGUGAAGUGGAUUGGUUUGUUGUGACCAUCAACUGGCUGACUCCAGCCCUUUUCCAGCCCCCUCAAUGCUUAGUCUUGUUUACUAGAUGGGCCACUUAGCUAAUUAAUGGCAGGAUGUUUGGGAUGGUGUGUAGGUGGACAAGAAUGCACAUCACACAAUUCUGAAAUUUUAAUUUGGACGAGAUGUACUGCCCUCAGCUCACAUCUUAAAAGCAGUGUCUUUUUUUUUCUCUCAGUGUUUAGUCUAUGUUUUGUUUGAUGCAUUCUGUAAUCCAGAUUUGGGACAAAAAACAAAAUUAAAAGGAUGGUCGCUUUCCCCUGCACAAUCCCACCAACUUUACUUUCCGACAUCUGCUGCUGAGAUCUACGUGAUCUUAGAGACAAAUGUCCAUUUUAUACACUCACACUAAUCAGAGACCUAAUUGGCCUGAUGGACUGUCUGCUCACAUCUUCCCUGCCCUUCACUCCACGCGUAGCGUCCGUGUUGUUUCCCUGCCUUCCUCCCAACCCCCUGCGCAUCUGCCGUGUGUUUCUCUCAAGUAGACCUCUCUUCCCCAUCUUCAUUUCUCCCCUUCCCCUGUCCCUCCGAUCCCAGGCCCACCCCGACACACUCACCAUGCCCAUCUGAAAGCAAAACAAUUAGAAUCAGGAGGAGGGGAGCCCAGCGAUCUGCUUUCUCGCCUGAACCCUGGUGUGCACCGGGCAGUUUCUUGCUGGUAGCGGCUGAAUUACCCUCUGGCAUCUCUACUUUCUCUGGUGAAUGAGGAACUGUAACUCUGGGAACCAAACCAAAAUACAGCAGCUAUACACAGUUCCUGAUUCAACUUGAAUUAAAAAAAAAAAAGUUAUUUCUCUCAUUCUUUAGUAGGAGUUUUGUGUAAUUUUACUUUUAUCAUGGUUUUUACACACCCUGAAACAGCCUUUGUAAAGAAUUAAUAUAAACAGAAAUGAGAAGCAUGAAAGAUUUCCCUCCUGUGACCAGAUCAUUGUGAGGCUCAGUUAAUGUGAUUGCACUGUGUUGUUCACAUUUGUUAACUAUCAUUUACCUGUUCUAUGUUAGUCAUUCUGGAAAAAAUCUUCAUGUCAAAAACAACAAAAAAAUGCAAAUACAUAAUAUCAAAAAAUUGCCAAAGGGUUUUGAUGUUCCAUCUGUGCUUGGUGAAAUGUAUGAUUAAACUUUUCUUUUUAUCAUCA
Molecule: messenger RNA, 2395 nt
Organism: Vicugna pacos (alpaca)
Lineage: Eukaryota; Metazoa; Chordata; Mammalia; Artiodactyla; Camelidae
Source: RefSeq, a predicted model, not a curated record